GCGCUGGGCCGAAGAAUCCUGUGUGGCACAGAGUACGCAACCGUGCGCUAUGUUGGCAGCGUUCCUCCCGCAGCAGGAAUUUGGCUUGGCGUGGAAUGGGAUGAUCCUCAGAGAGGAAAGCAUGAUGGUACCUAUGAAGGAACACAGUAUUUUAAGUGCAGGCAUCCUAAAGGAGGAUCGUUUAUCCGGCCAAACAAGGCAAAUUUUGGAGUAGAUUUUCUUACUGCAAUAAAGGAUCGGUACGGAUUGAAUUAUGAGCAAGAUGUUCAACAUGGGACAGAGAAUACAUUAGUAUUUGGCAAGAAGAUUGUGGAAUUUGUUGGCAUGGAUUCUAUUGCAGAACAACAAAGCCAGCUGAACCAACUGGUAGAUAUCUCGGUGCGUGAGUGUGCCGUGAGCCACGCCGGUCAGGAAGAGGAAAUCAGCAGAACCUGUGCUAAUAUCAGGCAUAUAAAUCUAUCAAAAAAUUUGAUAUCGUCUUGGGAGACAGUAGUAGCUAUUGCUUCUCAAGUUCAAAAUCUGGAAACACUUAAUAUCAGUGAAAACAAAAUGAAAUUUCCAUCUACACCAACUUCUGUAUCCAGUGUAUUUUCAAAAUUGAAGAUUCUGGCACUUAAUCAAACUGACAUAACAUGGAAAGAGGUUCUUCUUUGUGCUCCAGGAUGGCCAGCACUUGAGGAAUUGUACCUUACUUCUAAUAAUAUCACAGUUUUGGAAAGGCCUGAUAAUGUCCUGCAGACCCUGAAGUUGCUGGAUCUUUCAGAGAACCAGUUACAGGAUGGAAGUCAGCUGCAUGCAAUAGCACAUCUCCCCAGAUUAGAACAGCUAAUACUUAGAAACACUGGACUAACUUCUAUAUACUUUCCUGAUGUCGGAUUUGGAUGCAAGUCAAAAAUGUUUCCUUCACUGAAACGCCUUGCGAUACAAGACAAUAAAAUAUCACAGUGGUCAUCUAUCAAUGAGCUCGAUAAACUGCCAAGUUUGCGGUCACUGCAGUGUCACAAUAACCCUUUCAUGGACACGGAAAAGAACCCAGAGACCCUGAGACAGCUAAUUAUUGCCAAGAUAAGUCAGUUGGAGGUUUUGAACAAGUCUGAGAUAAAAGAAAGAAAAGGAGCAGAGCUUGAUUAUCGCAAAAUAUUUGGAAAAGACUGGUUAGCAGCUGGUGGGAACUGGAACCCAGAGAAAAACAAGCCAAGUGAAGAAUUUCUUGCUGCCCAUCCCAGAUACCUAUCACUUUGUCUUAAAUAUGGCACCCCUGAAGAAGGAGAACUGAAAGGACAACAACCUUUGAUUCUGAAGAAUCAGCUUCUGACUUUGACAAUUAAAUGUCCUGAGAGACCUGAACAGAAGCCAGUAGAGAAAAAGCUACCAGAGUCAAUGACUAUUCAGAGGGUCAAAGGAUUGCUCUAUCGCCUACUUAAAAUUCCUGGUUCAGAACUGAAAUUGUCCUACGAAAGUUCUAAGCUGGAAGGAAAAGAAGUUGAACUAGACAACGACUUAAAGCCUUUGCAGUUCUACUCAAUAGAAAACGGAGACUGCGUGUUGGUACGGUGGUAA
Molecule: messenger RNA, 1560 nt
Organism: Apaloderma vittatum (bar-tailed trogon)
Lineage: Eukaryota; Metazoa; Chordata; Aves; Trogoniformes; Trogonidae
Gene: TBCE
Product: tubulin folding cofactor E
Exons: 16
Biological process (GO): protein folding
Molecular function (GO): alpha-tubulin binding
Source: RefSeq, a predicted model, not a curated record